AUGAGUGAAGAUGCCCGUGAAGACCCUUCUCCUUUGGGAGAGGGUUAUGACGUUGAGGCCUAUAACCCAGAUGAAGCUCUCGUCCACAGUAUGUCUCGGGUAAUGAGUACCCCUGAAGGAACUAGUCAUCUUGAAGCUCUCACCAGAGUGCUUUCGACUCGGACCUUGAAAGAUGGUAAACUUGAGAUCAACCCUGAGGAUUUCAAUCUUCGUGCUCUGUUGAAGACUCUUGUUCGUCGUAUGGAUAAUGAGGGUCUAGAUCUUAAUACUACUGGAGUAGCUUUUCGAAAUCUCACCACCAUUGGUGUUGAUGCUGGUGCUUCUUAUGCUCCUACUGUCUAUGAACUUAUUCGUUCAAUUGUUGCUUUACCAUUGGCGCUCAAAAAAUUGCGCAGUCCUCCUUUGAGAAAUCUUAUUCAAGACAUUGAUGGUUUAAUUAUUCCUGGUGAGAUGUUGUUAGUCCUCGGUCGUCCUGGAUCUGGUUGUACUACCUUGUUGCGUACAAUUGCAGGGGAAAUUGAUCAGUUUAAGGGUAUUCAAGGCAACAUUAACUACGACGGAGUAUCUCAGUCCGAUAUGUUGAAAUAUUUCAAGAGUCAGGUACUAUAUAACCCAGAAUGUAAGUUGUUGGUUCACAGUGGUUGUUGA
Sugiyamaella lignohabitans is the source of this 648-nucleotide messenger RNA. RefSeq names its product ATP-binding cassette multidrug transporter PDR12 (gene PDR12). Bases 1 to 648 code for a protein of 215 amino acids. The record is from RefSeq and is a predicted model, not a curated record. The transcript has a single exon. Gene Ontology annotation, molecular function: ATP binding; ATP hydrolysis activity. NCBI's taxonomy places the organism in Eukaryota, Fungi, Ascomycota, Dipodascomycetes, Dipodascales, Trichomonascaceae.